Molecule: messenger RNA, 1218 nt
Organism: Prionailurus viverrinus (fishing cat)
Lineage: Eukaryota; Metazoa; Chordata; Mammalia; Carnivora; Felidae
Gene: SHFL
Product: shiftless antiviral inhibitor of ribosomal frameshifting
Exons: 8
Coding region: 300-1172 (290 amino acids)
Biological process (GO): innate immune response; viral translational frameshifting
Molecular function (GO): ribosome binding; sequence-specific mRNA binding
Source: RefSeq, a predicted model, not a curated record
CCGCGCCGCCUCCACCGCCCGAGGUGCGCGCGCUCCGCCGCAGGGUGCAGACCCCUGGCGCCCGCCUGGGUCUGGGGCGCAAGAGCAGAGGCGGAGCCAGGGCGGAGCCAGAGCGCCCCGUCCACCCCCCCCCCCACCCCCCGCAAUCGAAAGCGAAAGAGGGGGCCGGGAAGGAAGGGCGGGGCCGCCCGGAGGCCCCGCCCCCUGCCCUGCGCGGCUGCUGGACCGACGGGCGCGCCCGGGUAGGGGGCUCUGAACGCGCAGUGCAGACCCUCGCGGGAACCUGCGCCGCCGCCACCAUGUCUCAAGAAGGUGUGGAGCUGGAGAAAAGCGUCCGGCGCCUCCAGGAGAAGUUUCAUGGGAAGGUAUCCUCCAAGAAGGCGGGGACUCUGAUGAGGAAAUUUGGCAGCGACCACACCGGCGUGGGGCGAUCCAUCGUGUACGGGGUAAAGCAGAGAGAUGGACAGGAACUGAGUAAUGAUCUGGAUGCCCAGGACCCACCAGAGGAUAUGAAGCAGGACCAGGACAUCCAGGCCGUGGCGACCUCCCUGCUGCCACUAACAGAAGCCAACCUCCGCAUGUUCCAGCGUGCGCAGGAAGACCUCAUUCCGGCCGUGGAUCGGCAGUUUGCCUGCUCUUCCUGUGACCAUGUCUGGUGGCGGCGCGUACCCCAGCGGAAGGAGGUGUCCCGGUGCAGAAAAUGCCGAAAGCGCUAUGAGCCGGUGCCUUGUGACAAGAUGUGGGGCGUGGCUGAGUUCCACUGCCCGAAGUGUCGGCACAACUUCCGGGGCUGGGCACAGAUGGGGUCCUCGUCCCCCUGCUACGGGUGCGGCUUCCCCGUGUAUCCAACACGGAUCCUCCCUCCACGCUGGGACCGGGACACGGACCGCCGCAGCACCCAUACCCACUCCUGCUCGGCCGCCGACUGCUACAACCGGCGAGAGCCCCACGUGCCUGGGACAUCCUGCGCUCACCCCAAGAGCCGGAAGCAGAACCACCUGCCUAAAGUCUUGCACCCCAGCAACCCCCACAUCAGUAGUGGCUCCACUGUGGCCACCUGCCUGAGCCAGGGGGGCCUCCUGGAAGACCUGGACAACCUCAUCCUGGAGGACCUGAAGGUGGAGGAGGAGGAGGAAGAGGAGGAGGAGGGCGAGGGUGGGCAUGGGGAGUGACCCCGGACAGGUGCAGAUGCAAACCGGACACAGUCUGUGGAUAUUU